Messenger RNA from Paecilomyces variotii, 1392 nucleotides. RefSeq names its product putative alcohol dehydrogenase. The transcript is spliced from 3 exons. Gene Ontology annotation, molecular function: oxidoreductase activity. Bases 257 to 1318 code for a protein of 353 amino acids. NCBI's taxonomy places the organism in Eukaryota, Fungi, Ascomycota, Eurotiomycetes, Eurotiales, Thermoascaceae. The record is from RefSeq and is a predicted model, not a curated record.
AGUCGACGUCGUAAAACAUCCAGGCAUCCUCUGCGCUGCUUAUCCGAUUACUCUAUCCGAAGUGGGGCUAUGCUUUUCAUUUUCUUGACGUAGACUGCUUGUGCAGGGACGCUCCAUGCUCCUACCAUACAUCUGAGCGAUAUUGACUUGCAAUUGAACCAAUAUAGACCUUUUGCUUCCGCAUAUAUACCACUUUGAUCCGGCAGAUCCAGCCUACCGAUAGAGUUAAGGAGACGUUAACCAUCCGCGUAUCAUCAUGCCCACCACGAUCAAGCAGUGGGUGACCGCCCAGGAUGGACUGGACAAUCUACGAAUGACUGAGGCAGAUAUGCCCGUUCCAGGAGACAAGGAGGUUCUGGUAGAGAUCCAUGCUGUUUCGCUCAAUUAUCGGGAUACUGAAGUCUCAAUGGGCCUAUACAACCACCACCGCGACAUCAAGGACAAACCCACCGUCGUCCCCUGCUCCGACAUGUGCGGCAUCAUCACCGCCAUCGGACCGGGCGUCUCAGCCUGGAAAGUCGGGGACCGGGUCCUUUCCACCUUCAACCAGACCCAUCUAUCCGGCCAGAUCACCUCCAAGCACAUGCCGUACGGUCUGGGAUUCCCGUUGCCUGGCGUGUUGACUACGCAUCGUGUCUUUCCGGAAUACGGCCUCGUGAAAGCGCCCGAGUAUCUGACUGACGAGGAGGCGAGUACGUUGCCGAUUGCGGCUGUUACGGCGUGGAUGUCGAUCAAUGGCAUGAGGCCUAUGGGGAAGAGUGGUGGAGAGGGAGAGAUUGUGCUGUUGCAGGGUACGGGAGGGGUGGCGAUUGCUGGAUUGCAGAUUGCAAAGGCGAGUGGUGCGAAAGUAAUAAUCCUCUCCUCCUCCGACUCCAAGCUCUCACAAGCCAAAUCCCUCGGCGCCGACUACACAAUCAACUACCGUACCCAACCCGACUGGGAGAACGAAGUCAUGAACCUCACCUCCGACAAUGGCGCCGACAUCAUCCUCGAGACCGGCGGGGCGGGCACGCUCCGUAAAUCCUUCGACUGUAUCGCAUGGGGCGGUCUCAUUAACUCUAUCGGCUACUUAUCCGGCAAGCAAGACGAGCCAGGAGAUAGGACGAAUGUCAACCUCCUCGCGCUUCGAAGGACCGUCACGCUGAAGGGGAUUAUUAAUGGGCCGAAAGAUCGGUUCGAGGAAAUGUUGUCGUUUUAUGAGAAGCAUCAGAUUCGACCCGUUGUGAAUCGGGUGUUUGGAUUUGAGGAGGGGAAGGAGGCGUUGAAGUUUUUGUAUAGUGGUGGGCAUUUUGGGAAGGUUGUUGUUAGGGUUAAGUGAAUUUGAAGGUGGUGGGGGAGACUUUUGUAUAUAGGUUAUGAGGCCAGGGUGUGGGGGGUAUAUACUCUCGUCAU